Molecule: messenger RNA, 2160 nt
Organism: Salvia splendens (bonfire salvia)
Lineage: Eukaryota; Viridiplantae; Streptophyta; Magnoliopsida; Lamiales; Lamiaceae
Product: zinc finger protein CONSTANS-LIKE 10
Exons: 4
Coding region: 506-1729 (407 amino acids)
Molecular function (GO): zinc ion binding; protein binding
Source: RefSeq, a predicted model, not a curated record
AAUACCCUUUUUUGUUUCUAUUUGGAGCAAUUAGCCAAAUCUCUGUGAUUUCAGCUCCUACUCAUCUUUUCCAGUUCCAAUUUGGUUGAAUUUAGGAAACUAUUUUGUUGAAUUGCAGUGAAUAAUUUCUGAGUUUUUUUUUUUUUUUAAUUGGGGGUUUUGUUCUGAAACUUGUUUCCCAGCAGAUUGGAGAGUUGGGGAGUUUUAUCCUCUCCAAGUUUUAUGGUGACGUAUUGCAAGUGAUACGUCUCAGUAAAAAAUUGGGGGUUUUGAAUUUUCGUGUCGUAGAAGAAGUUUUUCCGUCUUGUUUUCGAAUUAGUAUUGCUUUUUUCUCAUUUGUUUUCUUUAUCAUAUAGCAAUUUGUGUUCAGAUCCAAAUCAACAUCGACUGAUUGAUUCAAUGUUGUCGCUGAUACUUGAUCUUGUUUGUUUCCUGCCGUCUUUUGUUGCAGAGAAUAAAGUGUGUUUGUAAAGCCCGAUUUUUCGGAAGUUGAUUUUGUCUGAGUAUGGGAUAUCUUUGUGAUUUCUGUGGGGAGCAAAGAUCGAUUGUGUAUUGUCGGUCCGAUGCAGCUAGUUUAUGUCUGUCCUGUGACCGCAACGUCCACUCUGCGAAUGCCCUUUCGAAACGACACUCGAGAACACUUGUUUGUGAAAGAUGCAAUUCUCAGCCAGCUUCGGUUAGAUGUAUGGAGGAGAGGGUGUCUCUUUGCCACAACUGCGAUUGGACGGGGCAUUCCAGCUCGAGCACGAGUAGUGCAAAUAAAAAGCAGAGCGUUAAUUGUUACUCUGGAUGCCCCUCGUCCGCAGAGCUAUCUCAUAUUUGGUCGUUUCUCUUAGACGAUCCUUCAGCUGAGGGUUCCGCCUGCAAACAGGGGUUGGAUUCAAUGAGCAUUACUGAUAUCAAGCAAAGGGAUUGCCAAGAUAACUAUAGUAGCAAAGGUGUUGUUACCUUGCCUUCGGAAGCCAGCAACCUUAGUAAUGUGGGCAUGGAUAAAGAAGCAGAUUGGAUGGAGUUGUCAGCGUCAAUGCAGAAUGCAGGCCUGUUGGCUGGAUCUACUCACUCGGCCAUGCGCAAGGUCUAUGUACCUCGUGAAGAAGGGAUUGCUGAAUGCAAGGAUACUGAGUUCUAUGAUAACUUCAAUGUGGAUGAAAUUGACUUAGGCAUUGAGAACUAUGAUGAACUUUUUGGUGCUGCCCUGGACAAUCCUGACCGACUUUUUGACAAUGAAGACAUUGAUGGAUUGUUUGGGCCACACGACAUGUCCUUUUCUGAUUGUCAGGCUGCUUACCCCGCUGAGGGAUCGUCUGUUGGAGGAUUUAAGAUGCCACCAGCAUGCAGCAAUGCAGCAUCUGCAGAUUCGGUUGUUAGCUGUAAGACUGAACCUAACAUAUGUUUCAUGAGGCAAGCACACUCGGGUCUCUCAUUCUCCCGCCUUACUGGAGAGAGUAGUGGUGUCGACUAUCAAGACUGUGGUGCAUCGCCAAUGUUAAACAUGGGAGAUCCACCAUGGGGCCUUCCGGGUCCUGAAAGCGCGAUACCUCCCUCUUCCAGCAGGAGCGAUGCUGUCAUGCGUUACAAGGAGAAGAAGAAGACACGAAAAUUCGAGAAGAAAGUGAGGUAUGAAACCCGCAAGGCCAGAGCCGAUGUAAGGAGGCGCGUGAAGGGACGCUUCAUCAAGGCCGGUGAUGCAUAUGACUACGACCCGUUGUGCAAAAGCAGAAGCUGCUGAGUAUAAUAAACCUUCCGCGAGAUCAACUAAGCUACUGCACGACAUCAUAAAAAAUAAAUGCAUGAAUCCGCCCUUUGCAGUGACAAAUGAUCUUGCAAAUAAAGCCUGAUGGAGAGGAACCGUCGUAUCAGAAUUCAGAAACGAGGUUUACCAAGCCACGUUGAGAGAUAACUCCGACCAUCAUCGGAAAAGAUACUCCCAUUGUCGGAGGCAGCCGCAGCUUUACUAAAUUUGUUAAUACUAUUAUGUUAGUUACUUAUAUAUAUAUAUAUAUAUACUCUGAUUUCGUCUUGUUUGAUUGGUGUGGGGAACAUGUAUAGAGCAUAAGUCUCCCAUUCACACUUUCUUAGCAACAUUUAUUGCAUCAAACUGUAUUUAAUGUGUUAGUUGAUAUCUUGGCCGAUGAGAUCUUAUCUUGUGUUUCUUGGUUA